Molecule: messenger RNA, 6859 nt
Organism: Rattus rattus (black rat)
Lineage: Eukaryota; Metazoa; Chordata; Mammalia; Rodentia; Muridae
Gene: Cracd
Product: capping protein inhibiting regulator of actin dynamics
Exons: 8
Coding region: 50-4048 (1332 amino acids)
Biological process (GO): negative regulation of barbed-end actin filament capping; maintenance of gastrointestinal epithelium
Source: RefSeq, a predicted model, not a curated record
CUAAUACAAUGAAGCACGUGCUUUGCUUUCCAGGUCCUUCAACUGUUCUAUGGGAGCACGGGCGUUCUCUCAUGACAGUAUUUUUAUCCCUGAUGGGGGAGCAGAAAGUGAGCAGACAGUUCAAGCAAUGUCACAGGACAGCAUCCUGGGCAAAGUCAAAACUCUUCAGCGACAGUUGGGCAAGAACAUCAAGUUUGGGCAACGGCCGUCUAACGUCAUUCCCAUGAAGAAGGCAGGCAGUGCAGACGCUAGCUCAGAGGAGGACUUCGUCCUCACCAGUCCCAUGGAGAUUGUGACUCAGCAGGAUAUUGUCCUCUCAGACACGGAGAACAAAUCCAGUGAUACACCAAGUUCCUCAAGUCCUCUAAAUCUACCUGAAGCCGGAAGCGACAUGGAGGAGAAGGUUGCUCCGGUUAAACCCUCUCGGCCAAAAAGGCACAUCUCUUCUGCAGGCACCAUCGAAAGUGUCAACCUCGACGCCAUCCCCCUGGCCAUCGCUCGUCUGGACAACAGUGCUGCCAAGCACAAACUCUCUGUUAAGCCAAAAAACCAGAGGGUGUCAAGGAAGCACAGGUGGCUUGCCCAGGACCGACAGAAUGCACCAGGCAGCUUUGAGAGUCAGUCCUCCCUGGACCAGAACGGGCAGCUAGGAGAAGACAAACACAUUGCACAAGGAGAGGAACCAGAACCUCUGGAGUCCCACGAGGAGAAAAGACUGCAGGAAGACUAUUGGCGGGAACUCGAAGCCAAGUGCAAAAGGCAAAAAGCUGAAGCCGCUGAGAAGAGGCGCCUGGAAGAGCAGAGGCGGCAGGCGCUGGAGAGGAGGCUUUGGGAGGAGAGCCUCAGACAGGAGCUGCUGGAGGAGGAGGAGGAGGAGGAGGCUGAAGAGGUAGGCCUGUUGCUACAGGCAGGGAAGGCACCUCCAGAGGAAGGGCCUCAGUCUGGUCUGGAGGAACAGCGCUGUGCAGAGCAGGAGCUGGGGGAAGCCGAUGACCCCACCCGCCUGGAGGCAGAAGAGCGCAGGCGUGAGCAGGAAAAGGCCGAGAGGCAGGCGGAGGAACUGAGGCAGCGCGAGGAGGCCGAGAGGCAGGCGGAGAAACUGAGGCAGCGCGAGGAGGCCGAGAGGCAAGAGGAGGAACUGAGGCAACGCGAAGCCGAGAGGCAAGAGGAGGAACUGAGGCAGCGCGAGGCCGAAAAUCAAGAGGAGAAACUGAGGCAGCGCGAGGCCGAGAAGCAAGAGGAGGAAGUAAGGCAACGUGAGGUCGAGGGGCAGGAGGAGGAACUGAAGCAGCGGGAAGCUAAAAGGCAAGAGGAGGAACUGAGGCAACGCGAGGAGGCUGAGAGGCAGGAGAAACUGAGGCAGCGCGAAGCCCAGAGGCAAGAGGAGGAGGAGGAACUAAGGCAGCGGGAGGCUGAGAGGCAAGAGAAACUGAGGCAGCACGAGGCUGAAAGACAAGAAGAGGAACUAAGGCAGCGGGAGAGGCAGCGCGCCCAGGAGGAGGAAGCCAAGAGGAUGCCGCAGGAGGAGGACGAGGCCAAGCGCAUGGAAGAGCUGAAAGGUCGGGAAAAGGAGGCACCAGAGCCACUGGUGGAGGAAGGCUCGCAGGGUCCAGAAGGAGAGAGCCAGCCUUGGCUAACGGAUGAUGCUGACCAGCAAAGCCCACUGCAGCGGGACCUCGAGAACCCAGGGGAACGAGAAGACCUGGUAUCCGCAGGGCAGAGAGACAUCCCCGAGGAGCAGAGAGGAGAGGUCGAGAUGGCCAUCGAGCCGGUGGAGCAGAGCGGAGACUUGGGCGCGCACUUCGGUGGUGUAGACGGUGUAGACGUGGAAGGGAAAGAAGCCUCGCAGAUAGACAAUCCGCAGCCUCAAGAGAGACAGAAGGAAGGCACGCCGGCCCCGGAGGAGAAGGAAGCUACCGCUGCAGACAUCGAUCGAAAGGUGGAGGAGCUCCGGUGGCAGGAGGUGGACGAGCGGCAGACCAUGCCCCGGCCCUACACGUUUCAGGUAUCCUCCGGGAGUAGGCAGAUUCUCUUCCCCAAAGUCAACCUGAGCCCGGUGACACCCGCCAAGGACGCGAGCCUCGCCCCUGCGGCCCAGGAACCGCCCGCGCCCCGCGGUGCCGCCUCGCACGCCCUGCCCUCGGCGCUGAGCAUCCCACACACGGCCAUUCUGGUCACCGGAGCGCAGCUCUGCGGCCCUGCGGUCAACCUGAGCCAGAUCAAGGACUCGGCGUGCAAGUCCCUCCUGGGCCUGUCAGAAGAAAAGCGCCCAGCGGACGUCCCCACGGUGGAGCCCAGGGCCGGCGGCGGGAAGUCCAAGCCUGCCCCAGAGUCACCGAGCAACGCGGCCGCGCUGGCCGAGUGGGCUUCCAUUCGAUCCAGGAUCCUGAAGAACUCGGAGGGCGACCAGCGUGGCGACAGAGAGCCGGCCAGGGCCGGGGACGAGCCAGCGCCCCGAGCGAGGUGCGAUUCCCGAGGGAACGUACGCAAGACGCCGCCAGUCAACGCCAAGUUCUCCAUCAUGCCUGCCUGGCAGAAAUUCUCAGACAGCGGCGCAGAGAGCUUCAAACAGAGCACGGACGGCGAGAGCGUGAGGAAAAAGCCAGGGCCAGCGCCCAGCGAAGAGGCGACACCCCAGCCUCUACCUGCAGGGGCUCCCGAACUCCAGAGGAACCUGGAGAAGCAAGAGGUAAGCCAGGAACCCCCAGACACCACUGACGGAUGCAAAUUUGCCAAAGACCUUCCAUCUUUCCUCGUCCCGGGCCUGCCCUCUCCACAGAAAGCUGCGUCCCGCACAGAGUCCACGACCUCCUUGGACAGCGAGACCACGAGUGAUGUAGGAAGCCCCGACCCUGCGAUGCCGGGAGGUGAGGAAAAGACCUCGCCCUUUGGAAUAAAACUGAGAAGGACCAACUACUCCCUGCGCUUCCACUGUGACCAACAGGCCGAACAGAAGAAGAAAAAGAGGUACAGCAGCACGGGAGACAGCGUGGAUGGGGACGCCCCUCCUGGAGAGAGAAAUCCUGAAGCCACGCUCCUCAAGCAAGGCCCAUCCCUUCCCCAGGAGAGAAAGCCAGCCCUAGCCCCUCGGAGGGACUCUGCUGAAAGCCAUCCUAGCGGUCACUGUGUUGCUGCUGCAGUCCACCCUGGGCUUCCACCGGCCAGUGGCCAGCCCCCAGCCCCAGAGCAAGACAAGGUAGCGAGCAAAACGCCGCUGUCCAUGCAGAAGCCGGCCCUGGCUCCCAAGCCUGCCAGCCAGACUCCACCUUCAUCCCCACUCUCCAAACUGAGCAGACCCCACGUAGUGGAGCUUCUCACUAGGCGAGCUGGGAAGCCCGACUCCGAGCCCAGCGAGCCUGCCAAGGAGAACCAGGAGAGCAGGGAUAGCCAGCCACCCUCACCAUCACUGCUGGACGAGCCGAAGGGGCAGAAGAGGGAUGAGAAAGAUGUGCUAGAAAAGAAGCCUGCUUCCCCGCCUCUGCCGUCCAGUCAGCAAGAGAGACCUUCCCUAACUCCCGAAACAGGUAGAAAAGAGAAGCCCAUGCUUCAGAGCAGGCACUCCCUCGAUGGCUCCAAGUUGACAGAGAAAGCUGAAACUGCUCAGCCACUGUGGAUAACAUUGGCACUACAAAAGCAGAAGGGAUUUCGUGAGCAGCAAGCAACUCGGGAGGAGAGGAAGCAAGCCCGGGAGGCGAAGCAAGCAGAAAAGCUCUCCAAAGAAACCGCCAGUGUCAGCCAACAGCCCGGAAGCAGUCAGGUGAGCAAAGCUGGGUCGGUGCACAAGCCUGCUGCUCCGUCUGAAGAGAAGAAGCCAGAAACGGCGGUGUCCAAGCUCCAGCGCAGAGAGCAGCUGAAAAAGUCCAACACUCUCCCCACGUCUGUGACAGUGGAGAUCUCAGACUCUGCGCCCUCAGCACCGCUGGUAAAAGAGGUCACCAAGAGGUUCUCCACCCCAGAUGCUGCCCCCGUGUCCACAGAACCUGCCUGGCUGGCUUUGGCCAAAAGAAAAGCAAAGGCCUGGAGCGACUGCCCACAAAUUAUUAAGUAAACAGUGACUCUUAUCCAUCCUGUGGCCAGUUGUUGGCUCUUCUCUUGCCCUUUUUAUUUAUUUAUUUUUUAUAUGAGGUAACGAAACCAGGCUAGGGAAAAGAAGCAUGUUUUUAUAGGCUCUAAAAUAAUGUUUAGAAACGGAACUGGUGGUGUUCAUUGUAAAGAGUGUAUUUGCACAACCCUGGGUCCUGGUGCCUUGAGCUCCCCCUGGUUCUCAAGAGACAGCUUUGUCUGAGGGACCAUGUGAAGCAAAAUCUGCAAGUGAGAGUUCCUCAGGAGAGCCGCCAUGCCCUCCCAUGGCCUUCACAUAUGCACACCCAUGCACCAUUUCAGGACAUGUCCUUUUGCCAAUCUUUGUAAGUUGUUUUGAUUCUCUUCUGUCUAAAACAUUGGCCCUACUAUGUUUGCAUAUGUCACAGUGACAGUCUCACAUAUACAUAAAACAUGGUGUUACUCUCCUGAAUGCAGUAACGGGAAAAUGAGGAAAAAGCUGGCUCCCAACUCUGUGCCUAUGUCUGGUUUUCAUGAAUUCUCCCCGCCCUAAAAACCCACUCCCGCUCCUCCUACACUCCAUCCCCUUUUAAAGACACAUGGACCGUUUGGCCUCUCUGGCUCCUAUGGAACAUUUGUAUUUAACCUGGUGAUAAAAAGGAAAUUCUGUGUCAGACUUGUCUCUGGGAAUCUCUACAUAGUGCAGUGACUCAUCUGCAGCCUGGGCUGCAUCCCCAGACUCUGGGAGCAGAGGGCUUAGAAUAUACAGUUUAGGGGAAACUCUUCAGAUGAACUCUGUUAUAAUCCAAAGGUCAAGAACCUUGGGUUAGACUGGUAUAAUGGAGCUUUUCACACUGUGAAGAGAAGGAUGCGAAAGUGAGAACAAGGAAAUAAAAAACGUCACCCACACCAGCCACGUAUGUAUGAUAGUUUAGGUUACCGGCGUUCCAUGACUCCGAAGUUUUCCCUUGGCCUGUAGGGAAAAUGAACAAGCCAAGAUGUGUAACCUAUCUGUACUAAGGACUUCCAGCAGAGAAUUUCUUUUUCCUUUUUCUUUACUGUACUUGAAUAAUUCAGAGUCGAAUGUUCCAAAGCAUUUACAAUUUAGAGCAUUCACCUUGAUACCUUUAAAAAAAAAAGCAUCUCAGAGUUUUACGUGGCCUUGUUAUCAUACACAUGUGCAUACAAAGAAGGGACUUGGCAGUUUCAAAGCCACAUGUAUUUAUUUCUCUAGAUUUGCUUUGCGUGACACUAGAUGUACCAGCAAACGCCCACGUGCUGCUGGCGCUAGCUUUGUAUUUCAUGCUGCUGGCAUUUUUUCCUUCUUGUAGAUUCUUACUCUAAAACGUAGGUGCGGAUUCUUUGCCCAGUGCGGGGAGGGGACUUACUCCCUUCCUCCUCCCACACUAACAUGUCUUAGAGCAUCCAUUACAACUUCUCCUUUGUGCUGCCGUUCCGUCUGCCCUACAGGAUGGCAGGGAAGCUGUUUGCCAUAUAAGAAACCAUUUUCUCCCUAGAAACAAUAGCUCGGCUUCAUGAAGCAGCUGGCAUGUGCGGUCAAGUGGAGAGCUGUACUAUUGAAGUUGGAUUUAGUAUUACAUGUACUGGACCUUCCUUCAGACUGUUAAGAAUCAAUGUGACUCUUUUUUUUACUGUUUAUUGUAAACAACUAAUAUACACUGCACGUUUCCCACACAGGUGUUCAUUCCUAAACUUCCUGCAUAGACAAUUGUUAGUUUAACGAUUUCCUCACUGAUAUAACACUUUUGAGUGGGAAUCUUUCCACGUAAAGCCCUAGAAUGAUAGUGCUACAGUGAUUCUUCCAAAUUAACUUCUUCUUCCUUCCUGCCUGCCAGCUUUGGCCAGUACCACAGUCAUAGCAGGAAACGGGUACAGAAAUAAGAUGAUUAAGACAUAAUCGGGCUGGCGUGGUGGUGCAUUGCCUUUGAUCCAAGCAUUUUGGAGGGCAGAAGCCAAGUGGCUCUCUGUGUUCAAGGGCAGUUGUUGUACACAGUGAGCUCCAGGCCAGCCAAGGCUAUGCAAUGGAGACCCUGUCUUAAAACAAGGAAAGAAAGAGUAGUGGAUGCAUUCAGACUGACUCAGCCACGAGCCCCACACGCAGCACAAGAAACAGCCUAGUUAAAAAUGCCCCACUAAUGUCCUGGAAAGAAGAAUCUCCUGAGGAAAAGGCAGUCAUCAUACUUGCUAAAGAGUACAUGUUUAACAUUUCAUUAAAAUCACUCCAAGCCUGCACUAAAUACCAAUCAAGUGUUAUUCUGCUCAUUUCUGGGUUGCGCUUUUCUGAGCAACAAACUACGGGGAAAUUCUGUGAAAACAAACAAUUCAAGACUUUUCCUUUUUUAAAAAAAUGAAUGACUGCUGUAUUAAAUAUAUGAAUAUAUAAGCUUUUUUUUAAUUUAAACACACUUCUGGCAAGGUUAUAGAUGAUUAACCUCUGUUCAUAGACUUAUAUAUGGAAGUAGAGUUUUUUGUUUACUUUGAAAAUGUUUCAAGUGCAAUUGUUUCUUAUAAAACAUGGUUGAUUACCAUUAAAUUCUCAUGGUAGCUGGUUAUCUGCAAAUAUAUAGAAUGUAUUCCCCGUCUCCUCUUGUGAUGUUUAGUGUGCUUAUUUUAAAGCAGCAACAUUAGCUACAAGUGUCUUGCAAUAUUUUUACCAACAAUAAAAUUAAGUAGAUACUUAAUAAAAAUUCCUUAGUGUGAUUUUAAUAUUAUUUUGAGAUUUUGGUUGAGUACCGCUUGAAAUAUAAAAAGGCCCAUUAUUUAAGGGAUAAGACCUUUCAAUAAAAUACUGACAAGA